Messenger RNA from Hyalella azteca, 818 nucleotides. RefSeq names its product zinc finger Y-chromosomal protein-like. Lineage: Eukaryota; Metazoa; Arthropoda; Malacostraca; Amphipoda; Hyalellidae. The record is from RefSeq and is a predicted model, not a curated record.
GUGGCAGCAAAGUCAAGUCUGAAGCCUUGGAACAUGACUCUCCACAAGUUGUCGAAGCUUCUGUUAAUUCCAUUAAGAAGGAGCUUGAAGAUGAAACUGAAGAAGUUUCUAUCAAGGAGGAAUCAUUUUUAUAUGGAAGUGAGUCUUGUUCAACUGAACAUCUAAGCCCAGCACCUGCAUCCUCUUCUUGUGUGCCGUGCAAGACGGAAGCUCAAGUUGAGGCUCAUGAUGCCCUACCAAACUCCUCACAGAACAUUUCUGCUUUGAUGUUGAAUCAGUUUGGUGAAGGUGGCUCAGCACUGGCAUCAGGAGUUGCUGCUGGUGGCGCUGAUGUCUCUGGGGCGUCCAGCUCAAAGCAACACAUCGGGCUUGGGCGUUCCCAGCGUGGAUUGGUGCCUGCAGGUGCAGGCAAACUGCAGCAGCACCUUGAUCUGGAACAUCCUGCUUCAGGACCCCGCAGCUGCUCUGAUUGCAUCUCUAGUUCAGAGGGUGGACUAAAGCAGCACAAUAAUGCAAUACAUUCGAUAGGCAAAUCACUACAGCUCUAUCACUGUGAACAAUCGCAUGCCACAAGAAAACCACUGCAAGAGCAUAUUAAAUGCAAACAGCUGUGCGGAAGUAAACACCAAUGCCAGUUUUGUUCGAAUUCAUAUACCACAGAAGCUGAUCUCAAAAAACAUAUUUUAUUGCAGCAUCCUCGCAGACAUGCACAGAAAUACUCUCGGAGUAAAUAUGCUGAUGGUUGUAAAGAAUUCAAGCAAAAGCAUCGCCAUUCUAAGUCUUCAUCACUGAACAAGUUUUGCUGCACCAAGUGUGAU